AGCGCAGCGGAGCCCGCCGCCCGGGACAUGGCCAAGGCGGGCGGCGCAGGUGGCCCUUCCCCAGGUGGCGGUGCCCCCUGGCACCUUCGGAAUGUCCUUAGCGAUUCAGUGGAGAGCUCAGAUGAAGAAUUCUUUGAUGCUAGAGAGGAGAUGGCAGAAGGGAAGAAUGCCAUCCUCAUCGGAAUGAGCCAGUGGAAUUCAAAUGACCUCGUGGAACAGAUUGAGACCAUGGGAAAGCUAGAUGAGCCUCAAGGAGAAGGGGCCACACCGUGCACUUCAAGCAUCCUCCAGGAGAAGCAGCGAGAACUGUACCGGGUAUCCUUGAGAAGACAGAGAUUCCCAGCCCAGGGAAGCAUCGAGAUCCAUGAGGACAGUGAGGAAGGCUGCGCUCAGCGCUCCUGUAAGACACAUGUGCUCCUGCUGGUGCUGCACGGUGGCAACAUCCUGGACACAGGCUCAGGGGACCCCUCCUGCAAGGCGGCCGACAUCCACACCUUCAGCUCUGUCCUGGAGAAGGUCAUGCGUGCCCACUUCCCCGCUGCCCUGGGCCACAUCCUCAUCAAGUUCGUCCCCUGUCCUGCCAUCUGCUCUGAGGCGUUCUCACUCGUCUCUAACCUGAACCCUUAUAGCCACGAUGAGGGCUGCCUGAGCAACAGCCAGGACCACGUCCCUCUGGCUGCCCUGCCCCUGCUCGCCAUCUCUUCUCCCCAGUACCAGGACGCUGUCGCGAUGGUCAUCGAGCGAGCCAACCAGGUCUACAGCGAGUUCCUCAAGUCUGCUGAUGGGAUUGGAUUCAGUGGGCAGGUGUGUCUCAUCGGAGACUGUGUGGGUGGCCUCCUGGCCUUUGAUGCCAUCUGCUACAGUGCAGGGCCCUCAGGUGACAGCCCAGGCAGCAGCAGCCGGAAAGGGAGCAUCAGCAGUACCCAGGACACCCCAGUGGUGGUGGAGGAAGACUGCAGCCUGGCCAGCAGCAAGCGGCUCAGCAAGAGCAACAUUGACAUCUCCAGUGGGGUAGAAGAUGAGGAGCCUAAGAGGCCGUUGCCACGGAAACAGAGCGACUCCUCUACCUAUGACUGUGAGGCCAUCACCCAGCAUCAUGCCUUCCUCUCAAGCAUCCACUCCAGUGUGCUCAAGGACGAGGUCGAGCUCUCUACAGCCGGGGGGCCGCCACUCCCCGAGGUCAGCCUGGGCCGCUUUGACUUUGAUGUGUCUGACUUCUUCCUCUUCGGCUCACCCUUGGGCCUGGUCCUGGCCAUGCGCAGGACGGUGCUGCCCGGGCUGGAUGGUUUCCAGAUGCGUCCUGCCUGCAGCCAGGUCUACAGCUUCUUCCAUUGCGCAGACCCCUCUGCCUCACGGCUUGAGCCUCUGUUGGAGCCCAGGUUCCACCUGGUGCCCCCCGUCAGUGUGCCCCGCUACCAGAGGUUCCCCCUGGGUGAUGGACACUCUCUCCUCUUGGCUGAUGCCCUGCACACUCACAGCCCCCUGUUCCUGGAGGGUGGCUCCCAGGGCAGCCCCCCGCUUCUGGAUGCCUCUGCUUCACUCCCUCAAGCCCCAAGGUUUGAGCGUGCAGGACGCAGGAUGAGCGAGGGCAGCUCCCCCAGUGACAGCUCUGAGUCCUUGGACAGCCUGGCGCCUGUGGGUGCCUCCCGCAUCAGAGCCAAGUGGUGGGGAACCAAGCGGAUCGACUAUGCUCUCUACUGCCCUGAUGUCCUCACUGCCUUCCCCACCGUGGCCCUGCCCCAUCUCUUCCACGCCAGCUACUGGGAGUCCACAGACGUGGUUGCCUUCAUCUUGAGACAGGUGAUGCGCUACGAGAGCGUGAGCAUCAAGGAGAACGCUGGCCUGGACUCUGCGGCGCUGAGCCCCAGCAACCCCCGCGAGAAGUGGCUUCGCAAGCGGACCCAGGUCAAACUGCGGAAUGUCACUGCUAAUCACCGGGCCAAUGAUGUGAUUGCUGCUGAAGAUGGCCCCCAGGUCCUGGUGGGACGCUUCAUGUAUGGGCCUCUUGACAUGGUAGCUCUGACUGGAGAGAAGGUGGACAUCCUGGUGAUGGCAGAGCCCUCCUCAGGCCGCUGGGUGCACCUGGACACAGAGAUCACCAACAACAGCGGGAGGAUCACCUACAACGUGCCCCGGCCCCGGCGCUUGGGGAUUGGUGUCUACCCCGUGAAGAUGGUUGUCAGGGGUGACCAGACCUGUGCGAUGAGCUACCUCACAGUGCUGCCCAGGGGCAUGGAGUGUGUGGUGUUCAGCAUCGAUGGGUCCUUUGCAGCCAGCGUGUCCAUCAUGGGCAGCGAUCCCAAGGUCCGGCCAGGUGCAGUGGAUGUGGUGCGGCACUGGCAAGACCUGGGAUACAUGAUCCUCUACAUCACGGGGCGGCCGGACAUGCAGAAGCAGCGGGUGGUGUCGUGGCUGUCCCAGCACAACUUUCCACAGGGCAUGAUCUUCUUCUCGGACGGGCUGGUGCACGACCCACUGCGGCAGAAGGCCAUCUUUCUCCGCAACCUCAUGCAGGAGUGCUUCAUCAAAAUCAGUGCUGCCUACGGCUCCACCAAGGACAUCUCCGUCUACAGCGUGCUGGGCCUGCCAGCCUCCCAGAUCUUCAUUGUGGGCCGGCCCACCAAGAAGUACCAAACCCAGUGCCAGUUCCUGAGCGAAGGCUAUGCUGCACACCUGGCCACGCUGGAGGCCAGCCACCGCUCACGCCCCAAGAAGAACAACUCGCGCAUGAUCCUGCGCAAGGGCAGCUUUGGCCUGCACGCGCAGCCUGAGUUCCUGCGUAAGCGCAACCACCUGCGCAGGACACUGUCGGUGCAGCAGCCCGACCCACCGGCUGCCACCCCCAAGCCCGAGCGGGCCCAGAGCCAGCCCGAGUCUGACAAGGACCACGAGCGGCCGCUGCCUGCCCUCAGCUGGGCACGUGGGCCCCCCAAGUUCGAGUCGGUGCCCUGAGGGGCAGGCGGUGCUCAGAGCAGGGGGGCGACCAGGCUGCCUGCAGGGACGGGAGGGCUGCCUUCUCCCCGACACAGGCGUUUUCCUGCUUUUUCCCUCCCGUGUCUGUCCAGCCAUGUCCAAUCAGAGUAGGGAGGGACCCUUCUGGCCUUGGGAGAGCUCCGGAGCUGUGACCGGGUGAAAUCCCUGGUUCUCAGAGCCUCCGCCGCCGCCGCCUCCCCAUGCAGGGACGGCGAGCCCUAGUCAGGGCUGAUGUUUGUGUCAUCCUGGGGACAGGCCAGCUGGAGCCCACAGUUCCGGCAGAGUCAGGCAUCUUUCAGAAUCCCCAGUCUUCCGCGGCCAGGCGAGGUGAGCUCUGUGUGGAGAAGGCCCUAGUGGGGGGACCAACAGCCGCUGGCAGGUGCUGCCUCUUGGCUGUCUUGUGGAGGAGUGAGUGGCAUUUUAUGCCCACUCUCCUUGUGACAUCCCCCAAUCACCGCUUCCAGGUUGACACUUAUGACAAAGUGGUCACUUUCUGGGAGUGAGAGGACGUCCCCUAGGUUCAUCCUCAUGUGCGUGGUGUCUGUCCACAGCCCUGGGGCCGGGUCUGGUGCUGGUGUCCACCUGCAGCUGUCUUGUGCCCCUUACCAUUGUCCUCAGUAACCUCACCAUCCUCUGGUGGCCCUUGAGGACAGAUUCAUCUUCCAGGAUCCCUGCCUUGUGCCCUCCCCUGGGAGAGGCUGCAGACUUGGGUUCUGGCCCAGGUGGGCUGGCUGUGUGCCUGUGAGUCUGUUGCUUGCCCUCUCUGGACCCAGUUUUCCAUCUGUAAAUUGGAGGGGGUCCAGGCCCCAGCUGAGGUAGGUGUAAGUUUUUGACUCAUAGGCAGCCCUGAACCUCUGACCCUGAGUCUUCAGCGUGCAGGCUAACAGGCCCUUUGCACACAGCUUUGCUGAAAGGUUCUGCUUCAGAGAAAGUCUGCUCCAUGGAGAGCCACAGCAGGGCUGCUUUGCUCUGAUGCUAAAAUGGGUAUCCCAGGGACAGAGCCCUCCCUGGAGGAUACUGAUCUGGCUCCUCCACCCCCAGCUCUGCUCAGACCCAUUCCCCUGUUGCUUUCUGGAAACCGUAGAGUUGAGAUACCCGGGUUCUGGGGACUUCUUGGAAUUUUGGCCCAAGCUGUUGUAUCCUUUCCCUUCCAGCUACCACAUAGCUUGGUUUGAGCCUCUAAGUGGGCAGCACCCUGAGGGUGGCAGGGCUUGGCUCUCCUGGGGCCCCUCAAAGUCUGCCUAGGUCCUCCUGCUACUGAGCCCCUGGCCCAGGCUCGCACCUGUGAUGGAGCUGCCCUGGGCUGCCUCUGUGCCCCCAUGGGCUGCUUCUGAGGCCAGCCCUAGCUGUUAGCAGGCCACCCCAGGGCCAGACAUCUGUAUACACAGCAGGCGCCUGUGUGAGCUCAGUGUCGCUUCUGCUCAAUGUCUACCUCUUGCAGCUCCCCUGCAGUCCAUGGUGGCUGCUCCUGGGGGCAGUUGGCACCGUUGUUGUAAAUCACCUUGGCAACCUGGGCACCCUGCUGGGGCUGGAGGGGUCUGGGCUCUAAGCCCCCACCCCUGCACUUUUUCCAGCCCACCAGUUACUGCCACCUUUGCCCGACCCAUCUGCCAGCUCUUGUAAUCUACUUUCAGCACUGCGUCCUGUGUCCAAGCCCCAUGAGGAUGCUAGGGAGCUGGGGAUCAGCUUGUCUUCUCUGGUCCUGGCUCCAGCGGGCAGUUUGCACGGGCUCAUCCCCCUUUAACAGAGCAUCAUUCCUGGCUCUCUCUUGGCACCAGCUCAUACGGCAUAGCACUUCACUCCUAACCCUUUCUGCUCCUUCCCCCCUCCAAAAAAAAAAAAUCUUGAUUUAAACAUGGCAGAGUUAUUUUCUAAUUUUCCGAGGCUCUGUCAUUUCAUUUUGGCAGAAGUCACUGAUAUGUUACUUUUAAAUGAUGAGCUAAUUAGUGUGAGAUCCUUUUCCUCAGUUAGAUUCCCUCCUCCCUUUCAGAGAACCCCAGGCUGGGGAGUGGGGGUGGGUGGGAGUGAGGGCAUACGGCUGUGAGCUGGGAUCCUCAGGGAGCUUAGAAUAAGUGGCUGGGGCUGUUUCUGGGGUUAGAACUGAGACACAGGACCCAGCAGGAGGGCUGUUGUUCCCCCUUGCUUUGCUGGAACCCUCUACUGGGACUUUGCUAGCUCCCACACAAGAUGCUCACAGUGUACAGGGAUAUAUUGUGAACACAACACCCUUGGAGCUAUAGUUGGUGUGUGUGAAUGCCUGUCCUUGCAGUUCUGUUUAGUGAUGAGACUACCUAUGUCUCAGUAUUGCCUUUUUGACAACUGUGUCCCCCAUAUGCACUUUCUGUACUAGUGGUGUGUUCAAUUUUGUCUGUCAAGUCAGAGACAAAAAGAACCGAGUCCCGUUGUUCUCUGGAGGGCUGCGGUUGCCUCUUCUCCAGUAGUUCUGUGAUCCCUUAAUCCAGCUGUUUUUAGACUCUUUCUAGCUCCUGGUGUGCCUGCUAUCCUGCAGCUGGAAAACAGAUCUUCCCCCUGACCAAAGCUCCUUGUUUUUCAUGUGGCAUGUUUGUUCUUCCCCACCCAGUGGCUACGCUGGCCAAGGGCCUGCCCGCCACCGCCUGCCUUCCUCACUUACGUGCCCUCUUGGGGGUUCAGGGUGCAAAUCUUUUGCCAGGGCCUGCUCUUCCAGCAUCAUGGUUUUCCCCCUAAAGAUCUUGACUCCUCUCUAAAGCACCACAAAAUAUUAAAAAAAAAAAAAUAAGAAGUUCCUUUGUAUGUUCAGAUGAAUGACCUUCCUGUCUGGGUGCUGGCCACAGCAACUGCGUCUGAAUUCCAGCAUUACCCAGACUGUUUGGGGCGGCUCUCUGAAGGAGCGGGAGGCAGGAUCUUAGGGUUUCUAAACUGCACUUUUUUUUCACUCUGAAGCCCAGACUUGUGCCCCAGAAGUGUCCAGUAGACCAAACACCCACUAUGUGAAAUCAGAUUCCACCCGAGGCAGGUAGACCUGGGCCAGUGGUGGCACCAGUUUCCACCUGGUUCAGGUGCAGCCCUGCCUAGGAGGAGAGUGCUGACUGGGAAGGAGCCUUGCAGUUGACCCUGCCUUAAACAACCGACUUUCCAGCUGAAUCCCAGGGGGUUUGGGUGUCAAGCGCUCUGGAAACCUAUUUUUCUUUAGCUCAGUCAAAAGCCUCCGCGUAUCCUCUUGGGCUUGGGGGAAUUUUCAAAGUCCCAAUCAGGGUUAAGUCCAAGCAAUGAGGCCUGGCUGGGUUCUGUUCUCCUUGCUAAGAAACCAACAGGAUGUUUGGCAGGAUAAUCAAGAAUUCAACUUUAGUCUUUGGGACACAGCAGAGGCAGGUGACACCAAGGAGUGACAGGCCACAGAAGGGUGGCUUAUGCAUGGGGACCCCCACCGUCGGAUCCCACUGUCCCUUUCUGUUUGUUUACUCAGUGGUGGCAGCCAGUCUGACCUUGUCUGUGGUCUGACUGUUCCUAAGUGUGUACCUUUCAGUAUUAUCUGUGAUAGAUGGUUCUGUGCUGGAAAAGGUUUAUUAUAUUCCUACGGCUGCCUUGUACAAAAUCCGUUAGAAAAAAAAACAUGUAAAAUAUCAGAUUUCUAACAAGACAAAUACCGCAUUAUGGAGUUAAAAGAUUUUUACAAUUGGUCUUGAUUUCGA
This is a messenger RNA of Octodon degus (degu), 6644 nucleotides long. RefSeq names its product PITPNM family member 3 (gene Pitpnm3). The record is from RefSeq and is a predicted model, not a curated record. Lineage: Eukaryota; Metazoa; Chordata; Mammalia; Rodentia; Octodontidae. Gene Ontology annotation, cellular component: cytoplasm. Bases 28 to 2952 code for a protein of 974 amino acids. Gene Ontology annotation, molecular function: phosphatidylinositol binding; phosphatidylcholine intramembrane carrier activity; phosphatidylcholine binding. The transcript is spliced from 20 exons. Gene Ontology annotation, biological process: phospholipid transport.